CAAGAUAUGGAUAAAAGGCUGUCUUCACGACAGCCCACUACACUGGCUGCAGCGGCACAGAGCAGAACUCACACAUCUGGUUUCGAUCCUGUACUCACAGUCUACCACUUUGGAACUGACAAUCAGGAAUCGCCCACAGCAGGACAGGUCCAGGAGGUGAAAGAGGCUGCAGCUGUGGACCUGGGCACCCUGCUGGACGCUGGAGACAGCGCCGUGGUGACUCUGGUGGCGGGCGACACCCGUCUGGCAGCGCACAGGGCCGUCCUGGCCGCCAGGAGUCCCGUGUUCGCCGCUGUUUUCAGCCACGGCACGCUGGAGGCCACAGUUCCAGACGUGGGGGGCCCGCUGCUGCGCCACCUCGUGGCCUACAUGUAUACCCUGCAGGCCCCGCAGCUGGCCAGAAUGGACCCCCAGCUGCUGGUCGCGGCUGAUAUGUACGGCUUGUCAGGCCUGAAGGCACAGUGCGAGCAGCAGUUGGCUGCACAGCUGUCUGUUGAGACUGCGGUGGCCACAGCUGUUCUCGCUAUUCGGAACUCCUGUAGCAGCGUUAAGAAGGCCGCCGCCGCCUUCAUAAAGACUCAUAUUUUACACGUGAUGGCCACGAAGGGCUGGGCAGAUGCGCUACAUUGUCAGCCUGAAGAUCUGAUUGAAGUGCUCAAGCUGCUGUCUGAGCCACCAGCGGAAACCAGCACUCCAGCCACUGGAGACAGCGAGGUCACCCCCACCGGUCAGCUGCACACUGGCCACAAAAACUGCAGCAGGGCCCCUAUUCCAGUUGCAAAGCACACAGCUACCUGCCCCACACCCACGUUUGACGAUGCUUCCGUCUCUUUCCUGAGGUGA
Messenger RNA from Schistocerca nitens (vagrant locust), 843 nucleotides. RefSeq names its product protein roadkill-like. The transcript is spliced from 4 exons. Gene Ontology annotation, molecular function: ubiquitin protein ligase binding. The coding region runs from base 7 to 843 and encodes 278 amino acids. The record is from RefSeq and is a predicted model, not a curated record. Lineage: Eukaryota; Metazoa; Arthropoda; Insecta; Orthoptera; Acrididae. Gene Ontology annotation, biological process: proteasome-mediated ubiquitin-dependent protein catabolic process; regulation of proteolysis. Gene Ontology annotation, cellular component: nucleus; cytoplasm.